GUAUUUGCCAUCAGCAAGCGCGUCAACUCCUAAUAGCAACAUCAAUUUGCCAGACUUGUAUCAGACUUUGCUUGUGGAAAAGAAACCCAAUGUCUAUUCCUGCAUCAAUAGCGUUAGCUUGUUGCCCAAUCAAAUACUAUUAGUAAAGGAUAGAAGCGACAAGUUCCUUGAAGAUGCCGGGUUUGUUUUAGCGAAUUAUGUAGCAAUUG
Funneliformis mosseae is the source of this 209-nucleotide messenger RNA. The record is from the annotation of a GenBank genome assembly. Lineage: Eukaryota; Fungi; Glomeromycota; Glomeromycetes; Glomerales; Glomeraceae.